This is a messenger RNA of Erinaceus europaeus (western European hedgehog), 936 nucleotides long. Its product is annotated as olfactory receptor 8H1-like. Gene Ontology annotation, molecular function: odorant binding; G protein-coupled receptor activity; olfactory receptor activity. NCBI's taxonomy places the organism in Eukaryota, Metazoa, Chordata, Mammalia, Eulipotyphla, Erinaceidae. Gene Ontology annotation, biological process: sensory perception of smell; G protein-coupled receptor signaling pathway. The coding region runs from base 1 to 936 and encodes 311 amino acids. The transcript has a single exon. The record is from RefSeq and is a predicted model, not a curated record. Gene Ontology annotation, cellular component: membrane.
AUGGCUAGAAGGAAUCACACGGAUACACCUGGCUUUAUCCUGAUGGGAUUAACAGAUUCCGAAGAGAUCCAGCUGGUCCUUUUCAUGCUGUUCCUCCUGGUAUACCUUGUAACUGUGCUGGGAAAUGCAGGCUUGAUAUUACUCAUCCGCUUGGACCUCCAGCUACACACUCCCAUGUAUUUUUUCCUCUGUCAUCUGUCAUUUCUUGACCUUAGUUACUCAACGGUCAUCACCCCUAGAACAUUAGAGAACUUACUCACAUCCACAAGCUAUAUUUCCUACCUGAGUUGUUUCACCCAAAUGUACUUCUUUGUCUUCUUAGCAGCCGCUGAAUGUUUUCUUCUUGCCUCCAUGGCCUACGAUCGCUAUGUAGCUAUCAGCAAUCCUCUUCACUACCCAUCUGUGAUGUCCACAAGACGCUGUUGCUCCCUUGUCUGUGGGUCCUAUUUGAUUGGCUUCACAGACUCUUCAGUCAAUGUGCUGUGCAUGCACAGAUUGCGUUUCUGCGACUCCAAUGUCAUCCCUCACUUUUUCUGUGACACGGCCCCAAUUUUAGCCCUGUCAUGCUCUGACACACACGAUACACAAAUCAUGAUAUUCAUUUUUGCUGGCUCCACUCUGAUGCUGUCUCUUAUCACAAUAUUUCUAUCCUAUGUGUCCAUUCUAUCAACUAUUCUGAAAAUCAGUUCUGUUUCAGGGAAGCAAAAAGCCUUUUCCACAUGUGCAUCCCAUCUCUUGGGGGUCACCGUCUUUUAUGGGACUAUGAUUUUUAUUUACUUAAAACCAAGUGAAUCUUACUCAGUAAAGGACCAGGUGGCUUCUGUGUUCUAUACGAUUGUGAUCCCCAUGCUGAAUCCACUCAUUUAUAGUCUUAGAAAUAAAGAAGUGAAAAAUGCUUUCAUUAGAAUCAUGAAGAAGAAAGAGAGUAUCAGGUAA